CGUUCUGCCAUUGUGAAUUGCACGAAUGUAAGAAGAAGUGGCUAAACCAUUUGUUUUUGACAGUACUCAGCGCUGAAGAAAGUAAAUUAAAAAUGGGACGCAAAUCAAAGACCGCUGCUGGUAAAAAAGGUGCUGCUGCACCAGCUAAGGCUGCCAUCAACAAGUCCAAGAAGGAUAAAAAUAUAUUUAAAGUAAACGAUGCCAAAAAUAAGAAGAAACCAAAGGAAGUGCAAGGAAAAUUGAAGAAGAUCAAGGAAGUGGUCAAGAAUAAGCAGGAGAAAAUCGAUGCAAACUUGAAGGAGUUGCAUAAGGAUAUGGUCGUGAAGAAACCAAAGGCCGCAACCAAUAAUGCAUCGAUUAAGAAGAAUAAGAAGGCACCAGCCAACACGAAUAAUGUAUCCCAAAAAUUAGACAAUUUGAAAUUUUAAAAAUCGUUAGUCCAUAUCAAAACGAAAAACAAUCUGCUGAUUGAAGUGUCGCUCUAGCAGCGAAAUUUAGGCAAUUAGAUGUUGAUGUUUCAUUCACUAGAGCAUUUUAAUUCCAUGUUUUAGUAUGAAUAUCGAUAUAUAUAUGUACUUAUAUAUUAUAAGUAUUUAGUGAGUUUUGUUGGACAAGAUCUAGCAUAUUUUAUGGAAAUUCGAAUUAACACGCGUGUAUAAAUAAGUACAAAUGCUGAAACAUUAACAAACACAUACAUAGUUAAUUUACAAUAAAACAUACAUACAUAUAUGUAAAAUAUAUGACAUAAAUCCCCUCAAAUAA
Molecule: messenger RNA, 762 nt
Organism: Bactrocera tryoni
Lineage: Eukaryota; Metazoa; Arthropoda; Insecta; Diptera; Tephritidae
Product: tRNA (guanine(37)-N1)-methyltransferase
Exons: 3
Coding region: 93-428 (111 amino acids)
Source: RefSeq, a predicted model, not a curated record